AGGUGGGGAUCAGGGGCUUGAGCCCAGGUUCUUGUACACUGACUUUUUUUUUUUUAUGAGACAGAGAGAAAUUGACAGAGGAGCAGGAGAAGAAGAGGAAGGAAGAGAGACAAAUAAACACCUGCAACACUUCUUCACUGCUCCUGAAGCCACCCACCCACAGGUGGGGGGGGGACCAGGGGCUUGAGCUCAGUUGGUAAUAUGCAUGCACUUGGUAAUAUGUGAGCUCAACCAAGUACUCCACCACCCAGCACGUACAGAUUGAUCUUUUAAAGACAAAUUUAUAUAUUAACAAGACAGUGAGAACUAGAGCAUCACUGGAACAUGUGAUACCAGGAUUAGAACUUAAGACUUUCUGCAUGCAAGUUCAGUGCUCUAUCCACUGUACUACCUCAUAAGCCACACCUGAAACUGAUUUUAUGGACAGAAUUGACAUGAACAUUGUUUCAAUUUGAAAGAUUUUUACUUACUUAUUGAUGAGGUAGAAGGGUAGAUUAAAAAAAAAAAGUAAAUAGAGCAUUACUGGCACAUGCAUUUCCAGGGACUGAACUCAGGACCUCUUUAUCCACUGUGCUGCCUUGCAGACCACUGCCCCAGGUAUUUCUCUGGAACCUUAGGCAUUAAAGUCCUUUUGAAUAGUCAUUAUGCAAAAAACAUUAUUUUCUUACCAUAGCACUGCUGGACUGUGGCUUAUGGUGGUAUGAGGGGUUGAACCUGGGACUUUGGAAUCUCAGGCAUUAAAGUCUUUUUGCAUAACAAUUGUAUUUUCUCCCCACUCACCCAGGAAUUUCUUAAAAGUCCCCAAAUGCUUUUAAUAUCAAGCUUAACUUGAAAAGUCAUAAAUAUGACUUCUUUUUUAAAAAAUAUUUUAUUAAUGAGAAAGCUAGGAGACAGAGAGAGAGAGAACCAGACAUCAUUCUGAUACAUGUGCUGCCUGGUAUUGAACUCAGAACCUCAUGUUUGAGAGUCCAGUGCUUUAUCCACUGUGCCACCUCCUAGACCACAUAAAUAUGACUUCUAUGACUAAAUUCAUAAAAGACUGAAUUGUGCAAAUCUUUUGAAUAAAUUCUUUUUAGUGUAUUUAAUAUUAAAAUGAUCACAUACAUUUGCAAAGAUACAGGAAAACUAUUGCCCAAUACAGUUGUAACUAUUGAACAUUAGAAAUAACCAAACACCCCCUCAGUAGUCAGGCAGUUUAAAUACAAUAUGGUGAGUUUGUAUCUAUACUGUUGGACAACCUGUCUAGCAGAUUCAUGCCUAUAUCUUCUUCCCUAUACACCAAUCCCCCUCAUGUCUAUCUCAUUAGUCUUUGACCCCUGAAACUUCUCCAGCAAGUAGCUGAACACUGAUUUUGGAUUUUACAGAGUGACCUCACUAUUGAGAGCCUGGGAGAUGCAUACCUCAUAUAAGUAUGGCAAAGGACCUGGCUUCACAGGCUGUGUGACCUGUACCCUGGAAAGACAGUGGAAGGAGAAGACAGUGGCCUAAAAGAGAGGGAAUCCUGAGGCCAAACAUUUUAGAUGCUGGCAUCUAGGUAUAGGAGGGUAGGAAGCCUGUGAAGGUCCAUCCACGCUGAGGGCAGAGGCAAGAGGCCUGUGGAUAGAAAGUCCCACAUGUAAGAGGUGUCCUCAGUGCUGCAGGGUCACAGACUGUGAAUUACAUCACAAAGUGUGAGCUCCCUGCAGGGGUGUGUGCAGGGGGUAGGUAGGACAACCUCUCAUGAGGGCAUAGGCACAGACUGGGAGUGCUGGAGACCUGAAAGAACACAGACAGGGGCUCCAGGAAGAGCCUAACCUACCAAGAGUAAGGGGUACUGCCUAGUAGCCGCUGUUGUGGUAAGAUCUCUGAGUUUGCAGGGGCAGUAGCAGCUACCUUACCUCACACCACCGCAGCUCCGGUGCCCAGAAGGAGGCUCACCUACCCACCUGAGUGAAGAUGACAGGUCCCCAGGGGUCCUGCCUGCUCCUACUUGCCCUUGUGGUGGUCCUGGUGAUCAGCAUAGACCCAGACAAGAAUAAGAUCAAGGUGCUGAGGGAAUUAAAAGUCAUCAAUGCUUCCAAUGCCAAUGUGAAGCAGUGUCUCUGGUUUGCCAUGCAAGAAUACAACAAAGAGAGUGAGGACAAAUACCUCUUCCAUGUGGUGAAGAUAGUACAAGCCCAGCUGCAGGUCACGGAUCAUUUGGAAUACUUUCUUGAUGUUGAAAUUGCCCGCAGCAAUUGCAAAAAACUUUCAAACAAUAAUGAAAACUGUGUCAUUCAAGAAAAUGUCAAACUGGAAAAGAGAGCAGUUUGCAACUUUUUGGUGAGUGCUCUUCCCUGGAAUGGGGAAUUCAAUGUGAUGAAGAAGAAGUGUGUGGAUGCCUGAUGGGCUCUGGAGCAUGUCUCUAUCUUCAGUGUCUACCUUCCUUGUAAAGAGUAAAGGCACAUGGCAGUAUUCCAA
Erinaceus europaeus (western European hedgehog) is the source of this 2439-nucleotide messenger RNA. RefSeq names its product cystatin-8. Gene Ontology annotation, cellular component: cell surface; extracellular region; cytoplasm. Gene Ontology annotation, molecular function: cysteine-type endopeptidase inhibitor activity. The coding region runs from base 1936 to 2364 and encodes 142 amino acids. The record is from RefSeq and is a predicted model, not a curated record. NCBI's taxonomy places the organism in Eukaryota, Metazoa, Chordata, Mammalia, Eulipotyphla, Erinaceidae. The transcript is spliced from 4 exons.